Molecule: messenger RNA, 5782 nt
Organism: Thunnus maccoyii (southern bluefin tuna)
Lineage: Eukaryota; Metazoa; Chordata; Actinopteri; Scombriformes; Scombridae
Product: aryl hydrocarbon receptor-like
Exons: 11
Coding region: 1573-4488 (971 amino acids)
Biological process (GO): regulation of transcription by RNA polymerase II
Cellular component (GO): nucleus; aryl hydrocarbon receptor complex
Molecular function (GO): nuclear receptor activity; transcription cis-regulatory region binding; protein dimerization activity
Source: RefSeq, a predicted model, not a curated record
AAGAUUGUUUUUGCCUUUCUUGUACGCACCUGACAUCAUGUUAGGAUGUGUAUCCACUUACCUGAAGGUGUGUCACCAUACCAAUACUGAGCUCAAGGUGUCUGGAGUAAUGCAAAUCCAAUUCAAUUCAAUGAAUGUUUAAGCAGGAUAUUAUUAACAGCACAUUUUCAUGGAGUUUGGUAGCAGUAACAUCAAAUGUUAUUCAUUUAAAUUAAAUGAAGACUGGAUUUUCCAAAGGACAAAAAAGAAAGAAAAAAGAAAUAUUAUCCUGAAGAUAAAAUAUGUUUGUCUGCCUUCAUGGUUUUGUGCAGCUUCAUGGAAAUCACAAAUCUCAAGAGAAAGAUGAUUAAAUAAUAUAACAUAUGUUCUUAAAUUCAGAUACAGUGGUGAUCAAAGUACAUCUAAAUGUGUACAUCUGCUAAAUGAAACUGAAGAAGAUGCACUAAAAUGUUGGACUAUUCCUUUAAAAAGUGUAUUUUUCUUUUUCUUUCGAUCAAGUCUGUAUGUUUUUAUCAGAACUGGACAACAUUAACAACAUUAAGCACCUAAAUCAUACUUUUUAAUAAUUCUGCUGCUUAUUAAAACAUGUUUCUGGCUGCAGGUUCUUCUUUUUUCCCACUGAGAUAAAAUAUCCAACUGUUCCAUCAGCGCAGGUGAAGACCUUCAGAGAGUCAUUUUGAAUGUUGAAAUGAAUUCAGUUACAUUAUUUAAGAGUCUAACCCCUGACCCACAUUCAGCACGGGCCACUGCAGGCUCAACAUAAACCUCCAUCUCUCAUCUGCGCGCUGAUUGGACGGCGGGCCUCGCUCGAGAACUCGCCGGCGUGGACACGCUCGGCCUGUGUUUCCAGGAGAUUCUCCCACGUGCCCGCGCACACACCCGGCGUGCCCUCUUCCUUUUGCUGUAGAUGCUUCUUUGAGCGCGCGCCCGGUUAGAAAUCUGUGUCGGGCGUGCCCGCCAGUGGAAUGCGCGCACCCGCUGUCCCCCAUUUGCAGCUCACGUACGGGGCGCUAAUUGGAGAGCAGCACUGAUGUAGAUUAUAAAAUGUAAAUACUUGAAGCUUUUACUGCGUUUACUUCCAGUACUUCUCUGUGUUUAUAAAGUGGAGGAAUGAUGAGGAGGGUUUCUCUGCAGACUGCGCCUCUUCUCUGAUCAUCUCAUCCUUUUUUUUUUUCUUCAUGAGGAUGAAAACUCAGCAUCGCUUUUUUUAGUUGGAACAAGUUCAUGUUUCUGUGAGGCUGAUGGGACAACAACUGUUGGGUGAUUUUUCCGAGUUAUUCUCCUUUUUCAUCAGAUCGGAUCCGGUGCGGUUUUUUUGCAGGUUUUUGAUUUAAUUCCUAAGUGGAGCGGCCCAUAAAAAAAGAGGCUCCUGUUCGACCUAACUUACUUCGUUUGGUAUCUGCCGGUGUUUUUUGUAUUAUUUUUUUAAUUUGUUUUUCAGAUUUUUUUUUUCAACAUGUGUGUACAGUCUUGAUCUGGAGGAUUACAGCAGAAUAUUUCUCGGUGGCUUACAUGUAGCGGAGAAAAAGGCUGUGUGUGAUUUCUGAGGGAUUCUAUAUAAGAGGAGCCGUCAUGUAUGCAGGACGCAAGAGGAGAAAACCGGUCCAGAGAGCGGUGAAGCAACCGCCAGCUGAAGGGGCAAAGUCCAACCCGUCCAAACGGCAUCGAGACAGGCUGAACGGGGAGCUGGAGAGGUUGGCCAGCCUCCUACCUUUUCCUGAAGAGGUCACCGCCACUCUGGACAAGCUCUCCAUCCUGCGCCUGAGUGUCAGCUACCUGCGAGCCAAGAACUUCUUCUCUGUUACCCUCAACAAUCGGGACAGAGUGUCUCCAGCCGGUGAAAAUGAUGACGACAUCAAAACAGCCGGAGUGGUGGAGACAAAGAUUCCUGAGGGAGAACUUCUGCUGCAGGCUCUCAAUGGUUUUGUCUUGGUUAUCACUGCCAGUGGGACAAUCUUCUACUCCUCUCACACCAUCCAGGACUACUUGGGCUUCCACCAGACUGACGUCAUGCACCAGAGUGUGUAUGAACUGGUCCAUACGGAGGACCAACAAGAGCUCAGGAGAAACUUGCACUGGGCUUUGAAUCCUCCUCCUGCUGCUGCAUCCGCCGUUAGCCAGGACUCGCCCCAAGAGAUGGAACCUGACAGCAGCUCAUCUUUGGUCACCUACAACCCCGAACAGCUUCCCCCAGAGAACUCAUCCUUCCUUGAGAGAAACUUUGUGUGUCGCUUCCGCUGCCUCCUGGACAACUCCUCCGGCUUCCUGGCUUUAAACAUCCAGGGCAGGCUGAAGUUUCUGCACGGACAGAACCAGCGACAAGAUAAUGGAGGAAAGGUGCCGCCACAGCUCGCCCUUUUCACCAUUGCAACUCCUCUGCAGCCUCCAUCCAUCCUGGAGAUCAGGACCAAGAACAUGAUCUUCAGAACCAAACACAAGCUGGACUUCACACCGUUGGCCUGUGAUGCAAAGGGGAAGAUAGUGCUGGGGUACACAGAGGCUGAACUGCGGGUACGAGGAUCUGGUUAUCAGUUCAUCCAUGCAGCAGAUAUGUUGUACUGUGCAGAGAACCAUGUCAGAAUGAUGAAGACUGGAGAGAGUGGUCUGACUGUGUUCAGGCUCCUUACCAAGGAGAAUCGUUGGAAGUGGGUCCAGGCCAAUGCCCGGCUGGUGUACAAGAACGGCAAACCAGACUACAUCAUCGCCACCCAGAGGCCUCUUUUGGAUGAAGAGGGAGGAGAACACUUGCGUAAGCGCUCCAUGCAUUUACCCUUUACCUAUGCUACAGGUGAGGCCUUGCUCUACCAGUCCAACCAUCCUAUUGCAGGCUUUAUAGAUGGAAGCCAUGAGAAAAAUGGCAGUAAGUCAAAGAAGAGCCGGACUGAGAGGCUGAUGAGGGAUGGUCUGGACCCUGGCUCCCUUCUAGGGGCCCUUAUGAGUCAGGAUGAGUCGGUGUAUGUUUGCCAGCCCGCCCUGGAGUCCAAAAUGUCAGUUCAUAGCAGCUUCUUUGGAGACCAAAUGGGCUUCUCUGACUCCCAAUCCUCCAGCCUGCACAGGAACUGGGACCCACCUAGCAAUGGUGUGGUGGGUCCAAGCAUUACACAGCCAGGCACCAGCUUUGACCCACUGCUGGCUACUCUGGACUCCCUCUCCCUGGAGGGCCAAGGGGUUGUGGAUUCGGAAGAGGGGGGUUGUUCAAACGGUGAGCUGUUUGGAGCUCUAGAAGGGCUGGGGCUGAGUGCUGAGGAUCUGGAGCUGCUGCUGCUGGAUGAGCGGAUGAUCAGAGUUGAAAUAGACCCUGAGCGUGUGCCCACCUUGGAUGACCUGCUAACGAAUGAUGAGAUUCUUUCUUAUAUCUAUGACUCCAUUGAGGGGAAGACUGAUACCACAGAUCAUGAAAGACAGGUGCCUCCUAGUAAUGCCUUAGCGGCAGCCACACCAGUGUCACUACCUGAUAGUAACGCCACCUCAGACACUAAUGUGCAAAUGCAGUUUCCUCACCAUAAGCCUCCUCUAGUGGGGCAGGCUCCCAUUGUCCAGCUAUCCCAGCAGAUGCAACAGCACCUCAACAUGCGACCAGGUAAAGUUGCACAUGACUGGGGCCAGCAGAACAACCAUUUGGCUAACACAUUAGUUAAUGGAGAGCUGUUAGGGCACAAUCAAUCCAUCUCCAAUGGACAAUGGACAGCCCAAGACAUUCUAACCAAUGCAGGGAUACAACCGGGACACUUGAACUCACAACAGACUAUUUUCAAUGGCAAGGCCUCGGAGCUGGAUGGAGAGCUUCAUCAGCAGCAAACGCAUCAAAGCUACCUUCAGCAGCAGCAGAAACCCCGGAUGCAGAACCAGCUCUCACAGCAGUGCCAUGCCAAACAGAAGGCAACCAACCUCAACGGACUAUGUGGCGUCUCCAGCACAGAGCAUCCAGCUGGAAAAUCCCAGUGGCAGGACUAUGGAUUCAGUGAGAGUCUGGGUCCCUGCCUUGACAACAGCCAAAAACCCCUUACAAACACCUCACUAGACUCUUGCAUGGAUUAUAGCAUGCCUGAUAUUGACAAUGUGGAUUACACUAUUAGUGGAAGUGGUUUGUUUGGGAGCAAUGGGCAACAGCACAGGGCAGAGUCCACAGUUUCAUCUUUCCAGGGGAUGAGCCACAAACAGCCGCAGGAGCAGAUCCCAGUUCCUUUGGCUCAGGUCAUCUCCAGCCUGUCACAGUGUCCUCCCCCUAACGCCUCUCUGGAGCAGAUCCUAGGGGUGGGCAAACCCUGCCGGCAGCUGGACCAUUAUGGCAUGCUGACCUCGGAGAUCCCUCAUGACCCCAGUCACAGUCACAGUAAGAUGGAGAAUGGCUGCAUCCUGACCAGUACUUACCCAGGUGGUUGUGCUCUGCCCAAUGGGAACGGAGCAGCACCCCCUACAGUCCAGAUGCCCGGCCCUGAGACUUUGUCCAGCCUCCCCGACCCACCAGCCACUGGCUUCUACCUCUGACCAGCUGACCAGGAACAGUCAUGCACUGUUAACGGCCAGAAACACACAAUGACUGGACCAGCCUUAUACAUCUAGAUAAGACAACAAACAAAGCUGAAUAAACGUAGGCCUAUAAGUUUUUCUUUCUUUCAUUUUAAAGUUGUGAUUUUUUUUGUGGGGGGAGGGGAUCACUGUGUUGUAUUUCCAGUCAUAUUAUCAUAUGAGUCCUUUGUUUACAAUAAUGCAGUCAAGAGUGCUCAGUUGAGUUUAUUUUAAAGAAUACAGAGAGGUAAACACAAGUUUUAUAAAUCAGUGUUCAGAUAAAAUGCUAUCUAAAUUAAGGAUAGUUCAAUACCAAUUUUUGGGGGCAUUUUCAAUACCAGUUAUUCAGUAUUUAAAUAUGAAAUAACAAAGAUGUUUUCUGUCAUUUAAUUCAGGUUUUUCUUUAAUUGUGUACAUUGUGAAGAGAGAGAAAGCUAGACAACAUAAGGAAGAGAUAUCUAAACAAAGUUGGAGUUGCAGAUGAACUGAGGUGAAGACACGAGUUGUUUGUCUGCGCUUCAUGAAUGUACAGACACAAGCAGAAAGGAGAGGGUUUAGGAAAUUUGCAUCUGACCAAGCAUCGAAUGCAAUUAUUAGUCAUGUUUAUUAAUAUUUCAUCCUAUAUUUCCUGAUUUAAAUCAUAAUUUGGUUUCACAUUUGGUUCCGUUAGGAAUAUUUGUUUCACUUUGUAUCUGAAAGCUCCAUAAAGACACAAACACACACUCUAUCCCCGUCAGUGCAACUCCAACGUGAUUACAGGUUUUGGUACUGGCAGUCGACAGGACAUCAGCACCGCUUAUAGUUUUCUGUUAUGCAACAAGAAUGUAAUCUUUCAGUUUUCAGUGAUUUCUUUGUUGAACAGUUGUACUUGUCAACAACGAGAUUAAACCAUAUAUGUUUUUGAAAAAAAGUAUAGAAUAUGGAAAUUAUGGCUAGAAAUAUCCUGCACUUUAUUUCAAGCACCCACUUAAUGCAGAUCUGUAGUCAGGGAUACUGGGGUUGUAAAGACAACAGACCCUGUUUCUUUUUUGUUUUGUUUGUUUGUUUGUUUGUUUGUUUAUCUUUGAAGCUACUGGUGCAAAAAUUGACCAGUUUGCAUUUUUUAAAUUCUUAUUUUGAGGUACAUUUCAGGUGAUGGGUUAAUGUCCUCACAAGCACAAACACUUCUCUAUAAUUGUUAGUGUCAUCAUUUUUAUCUUUCUCCGUUUGAAUUAUUCUUAUUUUUGUUGUUGAUAAUGUUGAUCAUCUUCGACCUCUGGAGUUUUUUUUUCCU